UUAUUCGUAUAUUCACCGAUAAAAGAGAAGGCAAUCUGUGAGGCAAGAAGAAGAUAUAUCCUCCAUUGCCCUCCCAACUCCCAAGUAAUAGAGGGGGCACUGGGACUACACCCCUCUUCAUGAAGAAGAAGCUUUCAAGUUAGAAACCCAGCAGUAGCAAACCCCGAACGCACUCCCAUCACAUAGGGGCUGUCAUCAAUGUCUUUAUCUCUUCCCAUUUCUUCUCCUCCUCACGUCUCCACUCUCCUCCUCCCCCCACCGCUCUCUCCUCCUACUUUCCCUCUCAACACCCACCCUUCUUUCCUAUAUCACCACCCUCAACCCCCAGAUGGGCAUCCCAAAGUCUUUGCCUUUUGUCGUUCCAGAGGGAGAGAGAGGUUGAGACAUGCUUCUAUGAUGAAGGGGCCACGUGGGUUUUCCAGGAUGGCUUCCUGUUGGAGCUUUGGAGGUGAGGGAGGAGCAGGGUUUGGGAGUGGGAGUGAAGAAGAAGAGGAAAGUAACAGUGAUGAGGACGAAGUGGAGGUAGAAGCAGAGGAGGAUUUGAAUUUUGGGUCUUGUAUUUUGCCCGAGAGAUGGGAUGUCUUGGGUCUUGGACAAGCCAUGGUUGAUUUCUCUGGCACGGUUGAUGAUGAAUUUUUGAACAAACUGGGAUUAGAGAAAGGAACGAGGAAGGUUGUGAAUCAUGAGGAAAGGGGUAGAGUUUUGCAGGCUAUGGAUGGUUGCAGCUAUAAGGCCGCUGCUGGUGGAUCUCUUUCCAACAGCUUAGUGGCCUUGGCUAGGCUUGGUAGUAGGCCCAUUGGAGGUCCUGCCUUGAAUGUAGCCAUGGUAGGCAGUGUAGGGAGUGAUCCAUUGGGUGGCUUCUACAGGACAAAACUGCGUCGGGCAAAUGUGCAUUUUCUAUCUGCACCCAUCAAGGAUGGGACAACAGGGACAGUGAUAGUUCUCACAACUCCAGAUGCUCAUCGCACAAUGCUUUCAUAUCAGGGCACGUCUUCGACUGUUAGUUAUGAUCCGAGCUUAGCUAGCAUAAUUUCAAAGACAAAUAUACUUGUUGUUGAAGGGUAUUUAUUUGAACUUCCCGAUACAAUUAAAACAAUGACAAAAGCAUGCGAGGAAGCCCGCAGAUGUGGUGCCCUGGUUGCUGUUACUGCAUCAGAUGUCUCCUGCAUCGAGAGACACUAUGAUGAUUUCUGGGAAAUAGUAGGAAACCAUGCCGACAUUGUUUUUGCAAAUAGUGAUGAAGCUAGAGCUUUAUGUCAUUUUGCCCAAGAGGAAAGUCCCAUUUCAGCUACUAGGUAUCUGAGCCAUUUUGUUCCCCUAGUCUCAGUUACAGAUGGGCCGAGAGGCUCUUACAUAGGUGUAAAAGGAGAUGCCGUAUAUAUCCCUCCUUCUCCAUGUGUACCAGUGGACACUUGUGGUGCUGGGGAUGCAUAUGCAACCGGUAUUUUGUACGGUAUUUUACGAGGGAUGUUGGAUUUGAAAGGAAUGGGUACAUUAGCUUCUAGGAUUGCAGCUACAGUUGUUGGGCAACAGGGCACCCGGCUUGGAGUUCAAGAUGCAGUUGAAUUAGCAGAAUCAUUCUCUCUCCAUAAAGAUGGCUCCACCGUCCGAUCAGAUGUUGGUUCGGAUCAUAUUUCCAGCUUCUAGUCAGGUGCCCUAGGCCCUCCACAUUCUUUCCUCUGUUCAUAUCUCUGUAAUUCUGGACAUUCUAUUGUUGUACAUUGUCUGGCAAUGAAAUUGCUUAGGCAUUGAUUGAGUAGUUCAGCAUAGUGUCAUGAAAUCUUCGUCUCAAUAUAUCUAAUUGCCCAGAAAACAAUCUUUGUGGUUUUUUCCA
Alnus glutinosa is the source of this 1834-nucleotide messenger RNA. RefSeq lists its product as uncharacterized. The coding region runs from base 199 to 1647 and encodes 482 amino acids. The record is from RefSeq and is a predicted model, not a curated record. Gene Ontology annotation, molecular function: kinase activity. Lineage: Eukaryota; Viridiplantae; Streptophyta; Magnoliopsida; Fagales; Betulaceae. The transcript is spliced from 5 exons.